Pimephales promelas (fathead minnow) is the source of this 3381-nucleotide messenger RNA. RefSeq names its product SEC23 interacting protein (gene sec23ip). Gene Ontology annotation, molecular function: metal ion binding; protein binding; glycerophospholipase activity. The record is from RefSeq and is a predicted model, not a curated record. Gene Ontology annotation, cellular component: cytoplasm; COPII-coated ER to Golgi transport vesicle. Lineage: Eukaryota; Metazoa; Chordata; Actinopteri; Cypriniformes; Leuciscidae.
AAAAGAAAAAAAAAGAAGAAGCUCUGCCUGUUCGAAGGGAGGACAAGCUACGUGUAAUUUGUGAUUGAAAAUGGCUGAUAGGAAAGCCAACAUCCCUAGCAGCAGCGCAAAUCUUCUGUUUUCAGGAGCCCCGGAGUUCAACUUUAGCCUGCCGUUCCUCCCUGUCAGUCAGGCCACCGGCCCGGCGGUUUUAUCAGGAGAUGAUGCCAGUGAAGUUGGAGAAGAAGACAGUUUUCUUGGCCAGACGUCAUCAGCAGCUCCUCAGGCCUCCACGUUCAAUUAUUUCUCAAGCGUCACCAACAGCAGCGACCCAUUUGCUUCUAUUGGGCAACAGCCGUGCCCGCCUCCAGCCGCCACGGUCGUUCCAUCAACAACUGGCCCGUCGCCUGUAUCCAUUGCUGCUAGUCUGCCUCUGAACCCGCCAGUAUCUCACAUGAACCCCAGUCAGCAGUAUGGCAGUGUUGCUAAUCAGACCCCUGUGGGUACAUACACUCCUCCGCCUAAUGUACCGACUCCUCCUCCUCCGCAGAGCUCCCAGCAGUCCUAUAAUCCAUACCGGCACACGGCUGCCAGUAGCAAAGCUAAUCCCUAUCUCAUGGCUCCUGAAUUACAGCAGCAGACCCCCAGCCAAACACCCCAGCAUCUAAACCCCUAUUCUCAGGCGAUACCUGCUCCCUCGUUCCAGACUCCACCCACAGUGUUUAACAAGGUUGCUCAUCCUCCCCCAACACAGAUUCCACCGCCCCCUGCAGCGACUAGCAUGGCUGGACCGUUAGUCCCUGCCAACUCAAUGAUGCCAUACACAUAUAAUGUUUAUGAACCUGUACAACAUCACUGGUUCUACUGUAAACAAGUGGAGUCAAAGAUGGUCUGGCUUCCCUUUAGUAUUCUGGAUUCCAUUCGCUUGGAAGAGACAUUCAACUCUGUUCAGCCAGAUCCAGAGAAUGUGAUUGUGUGUACGGAUGGAGGGCGCUAUGACGUGCAGCUGUACGACCGCACACGGACCUCUGUGUACUGGGAGGAAGAGCCCACCGAGGUCCGCCGCUGCUCCUGGUUCUACAAAGGAGAUGCAGACAGUCGCUUCAUCCCAUAUUCAGAAGAAUUCAGUGAGAAGCUGGAGGUCGAAUAUAAGAAAGCUGUUACCACUAAUCAGUGGCAUCGGCGACUGGAAUUCCCAUCUGGUGAGACCAUCGUAAUGCACAAUCCAAAGGUGAUUGUGCAGUUUCAGCCAUCUGCCAUGCCUGAUGAGUGGGGCACGACGCAGGACGGUCAGACCCGACCUCGUGUUGUCAAGAGGGGUGUGGAUGAUGAUCAAGAUGAAGUUCCUGAUGGCGAGAUGGCUCAGGUGGAUCAUCUGGUGUUUAUGGUGCAUGGCAUCGGCCCCGUCUGUGACCUGAGGUUUAGAAGCAUGGUGGAGUGUGUGGAUGACUUCCGCAGUGUGUCCUUGAAGUUGUUGCAGAGUCAUUUUAAGAAGGCUCGUGAUGAUCAUGUCAUUAGUCGUGUGGAGUUUCUGCCUGUGCAUUGGCACACGGCUCUACACGGUGACGCUACAGGGGUUGACAGGAGGAUAAAGAAGAUUACUCUGCCCAGCACAGGUCGUUUGCGGCACUUCACUAAUGAAACCCUUUUAGACGUGCUUUUCUACAACAGCCCAACCUACUGUCAGACCAUUAUGGACACCGUGGCUUUUGAGAUCAACCGCUUACACGCAUUAUUCAUGGCAAGAAACCCAGACUUCAAAGGCAGAGUGUCUGUGUCUGGACACAGCUUGGGCUCUUUGAUACUUUUUGACCUGCUGUCCAAUCAGAAGGUCUGCUCACCUUUAUCAGGUCCAGUAACCAAUGGAAAUGCUCCGCCUAAUGUGAAACAGGGAAGUCCCGUCAUCCAGGCCAAUGAAGUGGCUACUGUAGCAGCUGCUGAGGAAGAGGCCAAAGAGGAGGAAGAAGAAGAAGAGAUUGGCGACCUGUCCUCUGUUCUGGAGAUGCUGUGUUUGUCUGAGUAUCUGAGUGUUUUUGAAACUGAGAGGAUUGAUAUUGAGUCUCUGCUGUUAUGCACAAUAGAUGACCUAAAGGAAAUGGGUAUUCCUUUGGGGCCACGGAAAAAACUCGCCAACUUUGUCAAAGAGAAGUCUGCAAAACAGGCUGCACGAAAAGCUGUGAAAGAGAAAACUGUAGAAAAAGAGGAACCAAAAGAAACUAAACCUCCCGUCCAGACAGAGCCCACACCAGAUCCUUCCAUCAGCAAACUGCCAGUCGGAAGGAACAUGUCCUCAAUCCAUGUGGAUUACAACUAUUUCGAAAUAGGCACAGGACAGGUGUCGGUGGUAUAUCAUGCUCUAGACUUUGAACCAGUGAAUUUCUUUGCUCUCGGCUCUCCCAUCGGGAUGUUUCUGACAGUACGUGGGGUGGAGAAAAUUGAAGAGUCUUACCAGCUUCCCACCUGCAAAGGCUUCUUCAAUAUCUACCAUCCACUGGAUCCAGUUGCAUACAGGAUUGAACCAUUGAUCUUACCAGACAUUGAAAUGGAACCGGUUUUGAUCCCUCAUCAUAAAGGGAGGAAGAGACUUCAUCUCGAAUUAAAAGAGAGUUUAUCCAGGAUGGGCUCUGACUUGAAGCACGGCUUCAUCAGCUCUCUGAAGACUGCUUGGCAGACUCUGAACGAGUUUGCGCGUGCUCACACCUCUUCCACUCAACUGCACGAACAGCUCGCCAUGGUCGCAAGUCAGAUCAAAGCACAAGAGGAAAUGCAGGAAGAGGAGAGUAAGAUGGUUGAGAGUCCAGAGCCUCAGAAGGAAGAGGAGACGCAUGUACAAGUGGGUCUGCUGAAUGGAGGGAAUCGCAUUGACUACGUCCUGCAAGAGAAACCCAUCGAGAGCUUUAACGAAUAUCUGUUUGCACUCCAGAGUCAUCUGUGUUACUGGGAAUCUGAAGAUACAGCUCUGCUUCUUCUCAAGGAAAUUUAUAAGUCCAUGGAUGUACGGCCAGAUCAUCCAGUGCAUUAAUGUAAUGGGUCACUAAAAUUCCUUAUCCAUCAGAAAUCAUAUUGCUUUGAAGAUAAAUAAAUAUUUUAAACAGUUUUCAACUCUUUAACUGGACUAUCCCAGCAGUUUUUGUUAUUUUAUUCUCUUGUAGUCUGUUGUAUAAAAAUGAAUACACUUGUAUUAUUCCAUGUGUCUUAAAUUAAGAAAUGAAUAGUGGAUUUCAAUACCACUGCAACAGUUUCAAAUAUUAUUUUUCUAGCUUAUAGAGCUACAAAUGUUUGUGUGCAAUUGCAAAUGAAAUUAAAUGGUAUUAACAAACUUUAUCUAGAGUUAGAAUAUAAAUAUUGAUUAUGCUGUGUAAAAACUACAACCAAGAAUCAUAAUAAACUGAACUAUUAGUA